CUUACCAGCCAGCGCUGACGUUUUCAUGUUCAGGUUUUGUGGUGAAAAUGGUGAAAUUCUGGUGGAUGUUCGUAUUAUUCGCUAAAACAGCUUGUGCUAGCGACAACGCUUUACCAGGAACUGAGGAAGGAAAAGAGUCCCGUUUGCUGCCACUGUUCGAGGGUAAAAGGUACGACCGCCCUAGCGGGCCAGGGGUUGGGCCCGUGGGGCUCCCGCCUCUGACCAGUGUACCCAUUGCUGGUGAGAGGUGCUCCGCCCGCCUGGAAUCCGCCUUAGACCAGUUGAAGAGACGGAAACGGAACCAGCCGAAGAACCUUGACCCACCUUUGAGUCAGAGCAUAGAUCUCAAUGGCUACAGUUUAUACCAACAAAUGAGAUCAGCCCCAGUGGACAUGUAUGUAACCAGAAUGCGCGUACGACUGCCACAAAACAGCAACUGGGUGCGAGUUGAGAAGUGCUAUUUCGACCCGAGAAACAUCUCUUUGGAUACAAUGUUGCUAUUCCACGACUUGACAAUCAGUGGAAAUGUAGAUCUUUACGACGCUAAUGAACUAGACAGAGGUAUACCACCAAGCAGAAGGUUGCGACGGAACUAUGCAGACACGCGCCCUUACGACGCACCACCAUACCCCGAUGACUCAUACACUCGAGGCAGAGGUGGCUGUAACAUGAUCCUAAGACUCCGCAAAGCUGGCAUCGGCUUCCACACGAGACCCCUCAACCAACAACCAGGAAAGUUCAACGUGAAAACCGACUCAGAGUUCGUCGAGCCUGGAUUCAUCAGCGUCUACGCGUACGGAUGCGAGAAAUAUAUAAACAGGAAUUCUAUUAGGAAUAAGGAUAAUUUGCCCUUACGACGCCGAAGAAGAUCUGACGAAUUUUCCUUUGAGCCUCAUCUUGAUAUUCCUUAUAAGAAUUUCGACAGUCGAUCAGCUGAUAAUAAUUGGGAUAUUGUGUAUGAACCGCGGAGUAGAGUCAACUACGAGAGGAGCAAGUUGUUCCGGCCUGAGGAUGAUUUGGACGAAGUCGAAGAUAUAUCGCGCGAGAUGGAAGACAUAUUCACGAAGGGCAUUCGUACACUACUCACUACUUAUAUGAAGAAAGAGCUCCAACCAGCUAUAAAAGACACACUUAUGAGAAAUAUGGGUUAUGUGAUAUCAUAUGGAUAGAGUUAGUCAUAAAAAUAGUACUUACCUAUAAUAUGUAUAGUAAUCUAGUUAAAUAUAUUGUAUGUAUAUUUAUUUAUGGUUUAGGUUGGGGUGUAUGCAAUUGGUAAAGUCAAAAUUAUACAAACAUGAUUUUUAUAAUUUUCUAUUAAUAAAUGUAUGUUGGUAAGGA
Plodia interpunctella (Indianmeal moth) is the source of this 1338-nucleotide messenger RNA. RefSeq lists its product as uncharacterized. Bases 48 to 1169 code for a protein of 373 amino acids. Lineage: Eukaryota; Metazoa; Arthropoda; Insecta; Lepidoptera; Pyralidae. The transcript has 3 exons. The record is from RefSeq and is a predicted model, not a curated record.